Messenger RNA from Rhizopus microsporus ATCC 52813, 822 nucleotides. RefSeq lists its product as uncharacterized. The transcript has 4 exons. NCBI's taxonomy places the organism in Eukaryota, Fungi, Mucoromycota, Mucoromycetes, Mucorales, Rhizopodaceae. Bases 1 to 822 code for a protein of 273 amino acids. The record is from RefSeq and is a predicted model, not a curated record.
AUGGCCCCGCCUUAUGCUUAUCCUGUAGCAGGCAUUGUUUAUUUUGUUGGUCAUCCUCAACUGUGGAUCAAAACGCUUUGUCCAUUUUUACUCACACUUGUCUUUGGACUCAUUUCACUGAUAUUCUCAUUUGUAUACCUUUUACCCCUUCAAGCUCAUGCUCUCAUCAACGUUCAUUGUCCAGUUUGGCUUGCUUGGAUAGUGUCUGUCAUUUUUGUUUUGCUUGAAUCGGCAGUGCUGGAUUUACUCUUUUUUGCAAUUGUGUUGCCCAUUUAUCAAGAUGCCUUAUUUGAUGCAACUCUAAAAGCAAGGGGGCUUGAUAGGAUGUUUGCAACUCGUGUUCCUGUCUCUGGACUUCGUCUUUGCUGUCGAGGCAUUUCUUCAGGCUUAGCUUUGGUUUGGCUACUUCUCUUGGCUCAGAUUCUGAUAUUAAUUAUUACAUCUCCGUUACAUUUAGUGCCUGUUGUAGGUACAUUUGUCGCUUGCUAUAUUAAUGGCUGGGUUGCAUGCUGGGGUCAUCAUAUUCACUAUGACUUGGAAUUUCGUGGACUAGGCGUGAGUGAAUCAAGAAAGUAUGCUUGGCAGCAUAGAUCAGCCUAUUGUCAAUUCGGAACUGUAGCUGUCGCAUUAGAGUUGAUACCUUUAUUUAAUUUACUCUUCAUGUGGACAAAUGUGGUUGGAGCAGCAUUAUAUGUUGGAGAUAAGUAUGAAAAGAAUGAAAGAGAUAUUAUCAGACGUCAAAAUAGUGCUGGUAAUACAUCUACAGAAGCACUCGUUGUGGGGCAUCCCGGAUUAAAGAAUGGGUAUGGUUCUCUGGUUUAG